Zasmidium cellare ATCC 36951 is the source of this 4101-nucleotide messenger RNA. RefSeq lists its product as uncharacterized. The transcript is spliced from 3 exons. Gene Ontology annotation, cellular component: cytosol. Gene Ontology annotation, biological process: glutathione metabolic process. Bases 1 to 4101 code for a protein of 1366 amino acids. Gene Ontology annotation, molecular function: 5-oxoprolinase (ATP-hydrolyzing) activity. The record is from RefSeq and is a predicted model, not a curated record. Lineage: Eukaryota; Fungi; Ascomycota; Dothideomycetes; Mycosphaerellales; Mycosphaerellaceae.
AUGGCGACCACCAAUGGCACCACCGGCCGCGGCAUCCGCAUUGCCAUCGAUCGAGGCGGGACUUUCACAGACUGUGUUGGCAACCCGGGCACAGGCAAGAUGGAGGACGACGUCUUGAUAAAGCUCCUCUCAGUCGAUCCACAGAACUACGAAGACGCCCCUCUCGAAGGUAUCCGACGAUUACUCUCGAAAUUCGAAGGCAAAGAGAUACCUCGUGGUGAGCCCUUGGACACCAGCAAGAUUGAGAGCAUACGAAUGGGUACAACAGUGGCCACAAAUGCCCUGUUAGAAAGAAAAGGAGAGGAUAUCGCUAUGGUUGUCACAAAGGGGUUCAAGGACUGUUUGGAGAUUGGCAACCAGAGUCGGCCGAACAUCUUCGAUCUGGCCAUACGGAAACCGGAGGUGCUUUACAAGAAAGUUGUUGAGAUCGACGAAAGAGUGACACUGGAGGAUUAUGCUGAAGAUCCAGAGCGACAUGCAACUGAGGCUAAAUCUAUCGAAGAGGCAGGCGAGGAGGCAGAACUUGUCAAGGGUCUGAGCGGAGAGGCAGUGAGGAUAUUGCAAAGGCCACAAGAAGAACAAAUACAGAAGCAGCUCCAAGAGGUCUACGAUUCUGGACUGCGGAGUGUUGCAGUCUGUCUGAUGCACGGAUAUACAUACCCCAGACACGAGGCGUUGGUGGGGAAGAUUGCACGAGAGAUCGGCUUCGAGCACGUCUCGCUAUCACACGAGCUCAUGCCCAUGAUCAAACUAGUGCCACGAGCAACAUCCGCAUGCGCAGAUGCGUAUCUGACACCUGCAAUCCGCAAGUACAUCGAUGGCUUCCAAAAGGGCUUCGAAGGCGGGCUUGGUACUGAGAGUGUGAAAAAGGAGCAGGGUGCCAAGGGUGCAAGAUGCGAGUUCAUGCAAUCUGACGGAGGUCUGGUGGACGUCGACAUUUUCUCUGGGCUGAGAGCAAUCUUGUCCGGCCCGGCUGGAGGUGUAGUGGGAUAUGCCUUGACCUCAUACGAUCCAGCGACCAAAAUACCAGUCAUCGGCUUCGAUAUGGGAGGUACCAGCACCGACGUAUCAAGAUACGGCAGUGGUCGUUACGACCAUGUCUUUGAGACGACGACGGCUGGAGUCACGAUCCAAAGUCCACAACUAGACAUCAACACAGUUGCAGCUGGAGGUGGCUCGCGACUUUUCUUCCGAAACGGCCUUUUCGUGGUGGGUCCAGAGAGCGCAGGCGCCCAUCCAGGCCCAGCAUGCUACCGUAAAGGAGGACCAUUAACGAUCACGGAUGCUAAUCUCUUCCUUGGACGACUUCUACCGAAUUUCUUCCCCAAAAUCUUCGGCAAGAAUGAAGACGAGGGCCUUGACGAGAGUGCGAGCGAGAAGCUCUUCAAGGAGCUCACAGACCAGAUCAACAAGGAGCAAGGCAAAGACAUGAGCAUUGACGAGGUUGCAAAUGGUUUUAUCAAGAUCGCAAAUGAGACCAUGACGAGACCUAUUCGAUCACUGACUGAGGCAAGGGGCCACGAUACGAGCAAGCAUCGACUCGCCACAUUUGGCGGCGCGGGUGGUCAACAUGCUGUUGCUAUUGCGGAAGCGCUUGGUAUCAGCCAGAUCCUCAUCCACCGCUACUCUUCCGUUCUCUCAGCAUACGGUAUGGCAUUAGCAGAUGUCGUGGAUGAAAGACAGGAACCUGAAUCUAAAGUGUGGUCUGGCAAGGAUCCUGAAGUUAAGAAGUACUUGCAGAACAAAAUGGAGGAACUGAAAAAGAAAUCGACAACCACAUUGAAGGAUCAAGGAUUCGAAGAGGACCAGAUUCAUUUCGAGGAAUACUUGAACAUGCGGUAUCGAGGCACAGAAUCAGCACUCAUGAUAGUGAAGCCAACGCGAGAGGAAGCCAAGACUGAAUUCGACGGCGACGAUUGGGCUUUUGGCAAGGCGUUCGUCAAACAGCACGAGCAAGAGUUUGGCUUCACGCUCCCCGACCGAGACAUCAUCAUCGACGACGUUCGAGCCCGUGGUAUCGGAAAGACAUUCGAGGGUCUGGAGAAGACCGUCGAUCAGCAACUGAAGGAGAUCAAGCCCAAGGAUCUGAGUAAGGACGACCGUGUGUACGGACGAAAACAGGUCUACUUCGAAGGCGGCCGCUACGAUACUGCCAUCUACAAGCUUGAGGACUUGCACGUUGGCGACCGCAUCAAGGGCCCAGCAAUCAUUGCCGAUGGCACUCAAACGAUCGUGGUCACACCAGAAGCGUCUGCUCUUCUUAUCAACACACAUGUGGUCAUCAACAUUGGCGAGACUGACAACCAAGACAAGAAAGUCACCACCAAAGAAGUUGAUCCAAUCAUGCUCUCCAUCUUCGCCCAUCGAUUCAUGGCCAUCGCCGAGCAAAUGGGUCGUGCCUUGCAAAAGACCAGUGUCAGUACGAACGUCAAGGAACGGCUCGAUUACUCAUGCGCGCUCUUUGAUGCAGAGGGUGGCCUGGUUGCCAAUGCGCCUCACUUGCCUGUCCACUUGGGCAGCAUGUCGACCUGUGUUAAGAAGCAGUCCGAGAUCUGGCGCGGCAAGCUAAAGAAGGGCGAUGUUCUCGUCUCCAACCACCCGAUGUUCGGCGGAACCCAUCUUCCGGAUAUCACAGUCAUCACGCCAGCUUUCAGUGGCGACAAGAUCGUUUUCUACGUUGCUUCCCGAGCACAUCACGCGGAUAUUGGCGGGAUCUUGCCAGGAUCAAUGCCACCACAUUCGAAAGAACUCUACCAAGAAGGAGCCCACAUCAAGACCGAGAAGCUUGUGUCUGAGGGACACUUCAACGAGGAGCGCAUCACAGAGCUGUUGCUUGAUGAACCCGCAAAAUACCCUGGCUGCAGUGGAACACGGUGUCUAGCCGACAAUGUGAACGACCUCAAAGCACAGAUCGCUGCCAACCAGAAAGGUAUCAAUCUGAUCUCAACCUUGAUCGAAGACUACGGCGAGGAAGUUGUGCAAUUCUAUAUGCACAACAUCCAGGACAAUGCUGAGCUAAGCGUCAAGAACCUGCUGAAGGACGUUUCGAAGCGGUUCGAAGGCCAAGAUCUCUCUGCGAUUGACUAUAUGGACGAUGGCAGCCCGAUCCAGCUCAAAAUCACCAUUGAUGCCGAGAAUGGUCAGGCAGUCUUUGACUUCACCGGUACUGGACCUGAAGUCUACGCCAAUACGAACGCUCCUGAAGCUGUCACAUACUCUGCGAUCAUCUACUGCCUGCGAUGCCUUAUUAGCGAAGAUAUCCCUCUCAACCAGGGCUGCCUUAAACCAGUGAAAGUCAUUAUACCGCCAGGAUCGUUCUUGUCUCCUUCGGGAACGGCUGCUGUCGUUGGUGGAAACGUGCUUACCAGCCAGAGGGUCACGGACGUCGUCCUUAAAGCGUUCCAAGCAUGUGCAGCUUCACAAGGUGACACCAACAACUUGACCUUUGGUUUUGGUGGAAAUGUCACUGGCCAGGAGGCGAAGAAGGGGUUCGGCUACUAUGAGACGAUUGCCGGUGGUUCAGGUGCUGGCUCAACAUGGGACGGAACUUCAGGAGUGCACACCCACAUGACCAACACAAGAAUCACAGACUCCGAGGUCUUCGAGCGGAGAUACCCAGUCAUCUUGAGAGAGUUCUCCCUUCGCCCCGACACGCACGGUAAAGGACAGCACAACGGAGGUGACGGUGUCGUUCGAGACAUCGAGUUCCGCAUUCCAGUCCAAGUAUCGAUCCUCAGCGAGCGGAGAGUAUACCACCCCUACGGCAUGGCAGGAGGCGAAGACGCAGCUUGCGGCAAGAACAUCUGGGUCCGCAAAGUGCCCAAGGUGAAGGGCAGCGACGCGGAUGCCAAGACGAAUGGUGUGAACGGCGUCACGAAUGGACACAAAGAGGAAGUUCAAGAGUAUCGAGAGAUCUCGCUCGGUGCGAAGAAUUCCGUCCCCAUGCAGCCUGGUGAGAGGAUCAAGGUGUUGACGCCUGGUGGAGGUGGAUGUGGCCCCGUUGGGAAGAAGAGCGAGGCUCUGAGGAGGCAAGAUCCGAAGCAGAGUUGGAAGGGAGGCUCAGUUGCGAGUAGGCAGGCUGAGGCUGAGGCUAGUGCGUAG